This is a messenger RNA of Metopolophium dirhodum (rose-grain aphid), 628 nucleotides long. RefSeq lists its product as uncharacterized. The transcript is spliced from 2 exons. Lineage: Eukaryota; Metazoa; Arthropoda; Insecta; Hemiptera; Aphididae. The record is from RefSeq and is a predicted model, not a curated record. The coding region runs from base 48 to 614 and encodes 188 amino acids.
AACUUAACCGGGGUGAAAUAUUUGCAAAAAAGAGUGAUCGCGAAAUUAUGGUACUAAAAUGGAGAGACCGUAGAGAUGUUCUUAUGAUAAGUACAAAACAUUCAAACACGAUGGAAGAAGUCAUGGCUAAAAGAGGAAUUAAAAUAAAACCAAAAGUUGUUAUCGACUAUAACCGUGGUAAGGGAUACAUCGAUUUAACUGAUCAAAUGGGAUCUUAUAGUAGCUGUCUAAGAAGAGGUGUGAAGUGGUACCGUAAAGUUGCUAUGGAUAUUAUUUGCAACACAUCAUUAUUGAAUGCGUUUAGUAUUUAUAAAGGAGUCACUGGAAAUUCUAAGACAAUUACCCAGUUCAAAGACGACAUUAUUAUUGGAUUAAUUCAGCAAUCAAACAGUGUUCCAGAAGUUCCAGAAGUUCCAGAAUUAUAUGAUGAACAUAAGUUGGUAAACAAUAAAAAAAGAGGUCGAUGUAAUCAAUGCUACAAAUACAUUUCUCGAACAGAAGGAACGCAGAUGGCAAGAAAGAAAACCUCUCGCGUAUCAACGAUUUGUCCUAAAUGUGAUUCCUAUUUUUGUUUGGAUUGUUUUUUUCGAAUUCAUGCAUACAAAAAAAAAUAAAAAUAAAAUGUUAC